Molecule: messenger RNA, 255 nt
Organism: Clunio marinus
Lineage: Eukaryota; Metazoa; Arthropoda; Insecta; Diptera; Chironomidae
Source: the annotation of a GenBank genome assembly
AUGAUUGCACUUCUCGAAUUGUAUGCUGCUCUGCGGUCAGACACAGUUGUCAGUUUUCAUUUGCCGAGGAAUCUGUAUAUCGACCCCAAGGUUUUUUAUUACACAACAGAAAAUCAGUUUAGUUUGCAGUGUGUUUUAAAAUAUCCGUCGAUAUCGAAAAUUCCCAUAACACUUAUCUUCAGUUCAACUUUAGUAGUUUUAGCUGAUAUUAAUGAUACUCAAAUAGAUAAGAAGGAAAGCAAGAAAGAGUUAUAA